AUGUCGUCUUCCGUCCCUUACGAUCCAUAUAUCCCUAACCAGACUACUGGAGACCAAUCGCAGUCGAGAACUGCGGCCAUCCAGGCACAAAUCGACGACACCGUCGGAAUCAUGAGAGACAACAUCAACAAAGUCGCCGAAAGAGGUGAAAGAUUGGACUCCAUAGAAAACAAGACCGACAACUUGGCCAUCAGUGCACAAGGGUUCAGAAGAGGCGCCAAUAGAGUCAGAAAAGACAUGUGGUGGAAGGACUUCAAGAUGAGAUUGUGUAUUAUCUUGGGAGUUAUUAUCGUAUUGAUUGUCAUCAUUGUGCCCAUUGCUGUCCACUUCAGCUAG
Scheffersomyces stipitis CBS 6054 is the source of this 336-nucleotide messenger RNA. It is a transcript of the gene SNC2, whose product is annotated as SNAP receptor. Bases 1 to 336 code for a protein of 111 amino acids. Gene Ontology annotation, biological process: vesicle-mediated transport; vesicle fusion. Lineage: Eukaryota; Fungi; Ascomycota; Pichiomycetes; Serinales; Debaryomycetaceae. Gene Ontology annotation, molecular function: syntaxin binding; SNAP receptor activity. Gene Ontology annotation, cellular component: plasma membrane; SNARE complex. The transcript is spliced from 2 exons. The record is from RefSeq and is a predicted model, not a curated record.